This is a messenger RNA of Trypanosoma cruzi, 1473 nucleotides long. RefSeq lists its product as uncharacterized. The transcript has a single exon. Gene Ontology annotation, molecular function: calcium ion binding. Bases 1 to 1473 code for a protein of 490 amino acids. Gene Ontology annotation, biological process: regulation of dephosphorylation; cortical cytoskeleton organization; microtubule cytoskeleton organization. Gene Ontology annotation, cellular component: centrosome; spindle. The record is from RefSeq and is a predicted model, not a curated record. NCBI's taxonomy places the organism in Eukaryota, Euglenozoa, Kinetoplastea, Trypanosomatida, Trypanosomatidae.
AUGUUGGCUCCAACCGUCACUAGGGAAGCGUGCCAACCGAUUAUUAACGCCUUUCGAUGUGCUGCGGAGAAGGGACAGACGCAGACCGACGUGGAUGCCGAGUCGUGGGGUCGUGAGGUGACCCGCAUUAACGCGGAGGCACAGAAAGCAUGGAGCGAGCAGAGAAAACCUUUUAUACCAGCCAUGUAUUUGCGACGGCGCGACCCCGCUGCUGAAGAGGCUCUUCGACUUUUACGGGUCACAAGCAAAGCAUUUGAGCUCAAUCUGCGCUUUAGGGAAAUAGAAAAACUGGAUGAGAUGCAUGCCAAAUUGUGGGCGCUUCUUAGUGCUGAUAAAACACGUCUAACGAUAACCAUCAUAGAGUACAUGGAAAUUUUGAAGAAGUUUAAGGCGUGGCAAGAAGAACGUUUCGAGGGAACUCCGAAGGCCUCACCGCAGAGAGAGGCUUCUGUACAAUCAUCACAAGAAUGUUUGGAUGACACAACGCCGUUAGGGAGUGUCGUGUACUUGGCAUCCGUGAUGCAGCCACGGCCAUCGCUACAACUUUAUCUGUCAUGCCCCCGUUCUCCUGCAGGUGGCGUGGAGGUGGUGCACAUUUACCAGCGUUUUGCCAAGCAGGUGUCCCUCGUAAAGUGUGAGGCAGAAUUGAUCAUGUGGGACACCAACAAUGAUGGAUGCUUAACCGAAGAUGAAAUGGAAAGUUAUGUGCGUGACUUGGUCCCGCGGAUCGAAGCAUUGCGAGAUAUCACCGAGGAUAUCCUGCCCUUCUACUGCUGCACAGUAAGUCGGCGCAUCUUUUGGGUAUUGGAUCCAGGGUCGAGAGGUGCCAUUCGCAUCGAUAUGUUGUUGCAAAACCCGGUGAUGGAUGAGUGGGUGAGUCUGCAACUGAUGCGGGAAGACCAGCCGCGGAACUGGUUCAGUGCCGCCAUCACGUCACAUUUAUACGACAAGUUUCUUUUGUUGGACACUCGUAACCGGGGAACCCUCAAUGCGGAUGACAUGAAGCGGUACAAAAAGGGCCUUCCAACCGUGAUGGAUGACGGCCUCCCACCGGGCGUUGGGCCGCUCUCGUCGCUUUUCAUUGACCGCUUCUUUGAGACGAAUGUGAUGAUGGCGAACUCAGAGCUGGAUUUCCGAAAAUUUGUAGAUUUUGUGGUGGCGGUGGAGUUUCUUCCAUCAUGUCAGCGGCCGCUUUUUUUCUGGAAUAUCCUAGACAUUGAGGGGUGUGGUUACUUGAAACCCGUGCAUGUGAACUACUUCUUUAGAGAAACACACACGAAACUGGUGGCAGCGGGACUUGAGGUGCCCUCACGGGAAACAGUCGUGCAGGAGGCAUUUGAUCUCAUCUCCACGGCAGAGCCGCUUUGCAUAUCUCGUGAAGAAUUCAUAAAUGCCCCACAGGCGGGUCUCUUUGUUGCUCUUCUUGUUGAUUGUCUUUCCUUCUGGACGUAUGAAAAUCGAGAGCAACGCUAA